AUGGGUUCAGUCGACAUGAUGUACAGGAAGUCGUCGUUGUAUACCUCAUUGAAGUGCAUUACCGACUGUGAUUCCUCGGUGGACAGGUUCAAGAAGGCCUGUAAGGUUACGGCGCUGGUUGAGGAGAUAGGCUCCGUUGACCUCACGCCGACCGAAAGUGUCGUGAUGGCGUAUUUGUUGACCUACUUAUCGGAGAAUAUCAACGCCUUGACGGACGGGUCCUCAGGGGCCAGUUCUGAAGACGGCUCUGAACGUGGAAAAACGCGUUAUAUGGCUGCUGUUGGUGAACAUUUGAGCAUUGACUGGUCGACGUGA
This is a messenger RNA of Fusarium mangiferae, 315 nucleotides long. RefSeq lists its product as uncharacterized. The record is from RefSeq and is a predicted model, not a curated record. NCBI's taxonomy places the organism in Eukaryota, Fungi, Ascomycota, Sordariomycetes, Hypocreales, Nectriaceae. Bases 1 to 315 code for a protein of 104 amino acids. The transcript is spliced from 2 exons.